This is a messenger RNA of Pseudopipra pipra, 2658 nucleotides long. It is a transcript of the gene SMIM33, whose product is annotated as small integral membrane protein 33. The record is from RefSeq and is a predicted model, not a curated record. Lineage: Eukaryota; Metazoa; Chordata; Aves; Passeriformes; Pipridae. The coding region runs from base 269 to 670 and encodes 133 amino acids. The transcript has 2 exons.
GGGGGCGGCAGCGCUGAGGUGGCACCGGGCUGGGCCUGGGAGCAGCUCCUGCCCCGGGGUGAGCAGGCGCUUCCUCGUGUGCCCCGGGCAUCCCGGGGGGGUGUGGGGCCGAGGAGUGACGUGGCAGCUUCCGAGGUGAGUGUGGCUGCACCUACACCGGAGAUCAUCCCGGAGCUGUUCCUGCUGCUCCCGCCGUCCGCUUCCCAGCCCCGCCGCUGGAGACGAUGAUUCCCAGGCAGCAGGAAAGCCGAGGUCAGCCUGCCGAGCCAUGAACAGCUCCGUGCCCGGCAGCCAGCUGAGACACCCCGGGCCGCAGGACGUGGCCGCCGUCACUCCCGUGUCGGUCGCCAGGGCCGUGACGAAGAAGGCGGACGCGCUGCCCAUGAUCUCGGUCAUCGUGGUGCUCUUCGUGCUCCUGGCCGUGUUCAUCAUCCUCGUGGUGCACUACGGGCCCCAGCUCCGCACCGUGCAGAUCACCCUGUACCACGAGCCCCUGCCGCAGGACCUGCACAACGGGGUGCACCUCACGCACUGGAAGCAGCUGGACCCCCAGAGGAGGUGGGAUCUGCCUGGCAUGGAUCUGGCUGGAGGGAGCUGCCAGUGCUCCUGCAAGCACCACCUUCCCGGCGGGAGCGCUGAGCCCAACAUCAUCGAGGUCACGUACCUGUGACCCGGCCCCGGGACACCUGAGGCUGUGUCCCACUGGAAAAGCAGUGACUGGAUGUCAGUGUAUCCCGAGACUCACCGGUUCCCAGGCAGAGGCUGUACCUCCCCAGGUCUGUGUCUGGCCCCAGGAGGGCUCAGCCAGGAGGUUCAGUGUCACUGCAGUGACCCAUCACCAGCCCCCAGAAGUCCAGCCUGGGGGUUGCUGCUGUCCCCAGGCAGGAGCUGGGUCCCAGCCCGGGCUCUGGGGCUGGGUCAGCCCUCAUGGGACAGCAUUAGCAUCAGUUCUGGCUUUCCUCACCCUGGUGUUACCUGUCCCACACUGCCUGGGAGUGGCCAGGAGAGCUGUCUUGGUCCUUGUCCCAGCUGAGGAGCUCUGGGGCUCUGCUCGGCCCCUUGGCAGGAGCUGGAAGUUACGUCAUCUGGAAUUGUUUUCCUGAUGAAAGAUGUUUCCUCAUUCACAGUGUCCUCAUUACACCAUUUGUAUGUCACGGAGAAGCCUCCAAUCCCUCUUUUCCUCUGUGCCACAGCCCCUUUUCCUCUGUCAGAGGGCUGAAACAUCAUCCUCCCCCCUGGCAGCCCUGGCAGCGGGCUCAGCCCUUGGGACAAACAGCCAGAGAAGAGAAGAGGCAACUCCUCAACCCGUGUUGGUGGAGCCAGUGACAGGGGACAAUGUGUCCUUUCCCCAGGGGAGGUGUGUGAGAGAAGAGUGGUGACACAGCAGAGGCAAGAGAGGUGAUAAUGGCACAUCACAGCUGGCUGAACAUCUGGAGGUGCUGGCACCAGAGGAGACGGGCAGAGACUGCAGCAUCUCUGUGCAUGGGGAUGGGGAGACCUGAGGUCAUCCUCACUGUGGUCAUCCUCACUGGGGUCAUCCUCACUGAGAUCAUCCUCACUGGGGUCAUCCUCACUGUCCCCAACUCUGGCUGCUGUCCCUGGGCCAAGGGCAGCUCUGCUCAGGGCAUGGGGACUCGGGUGGUUGGAAGCAGCCAGGCAUGUCCCAGCCAAGGAGGGAGUGAUGGUGGGGUUGGCACAGUCAGCCACAGGGAGGAGGAUGUUGAUGUGACUCCAUCACCCUGGGUAGGAGCUCGUUGAGGUGGCACAGAGGGAGCAGACAGAGAGGUUAAACCUCUUGAGCCCUGAAGGCUCCUGGUGGUAUCAGACUGUGGUAGCUGUUGAGCCCUGGGGGCCCUUCUGCUGCUGGAGGACAUCUCUUUGGCCUCAGGUGGAAGCUGGACAUCAAGGCCUGUCUUCAGUGCAGGGCUCAGCAGACACUCCCUGGGGAAGCAGCACAGCCCCUGGGGUCACCCACAAGGAUUUAUGCUGCUGAGCAGUCCCAGAAGUCAAAAUAUGGUUCCCAGCCCUCCCCUUCCCACAAAAGCCAGGUCUGUGUCCACCCUUUGCUGCAUCCCCAGCACAGAUCCCUCUGUGCACAGGUGGACAAAAAAUGGGGCUUUACCUGUUCCUCCAGGCACUGGGAGUAUUUCUGACAUGGCAGAUGCUCCAGCAUCCCUCUUCUCACUUAUUUCCAGCUCUUUUCUCACUUACUUUAAAGCUGGGUAGUGGUUGGACUUGCUGGAAACUUUUUGUCUCAACAAUAAACAUAAUUUAUAUUACCUUUGGGGGGGUAUUUUCUGUUUUGAUUUUUUUUUCCUUUUUGUUUUCCAGAGGUGAUGGUGCAGUUAUUAGCUUUCCCACUCCUGAGUUACAGGAGAUAAGAGCUCUCAUUUCCAUUGAAAAUCAGAGUCCCACCCUGCUUUGCAUGUCAACACAGGGCUUAGUUUGUAAUGUGUACAUCCCUAAUUAGCACCCCCUGAAGAGAUAAUCACCUUCCAAGGAUUUCUCCUAAUUAAGACAUUCCCCUCUGUGAGGGUGGGGAGGCCCUGGCACAGGUUGCCCAGAGAAGCUGUGGCUGCUCUGGAUCCCUGGAAGUGUCCAAGGCCAGGUUGGACGGGGCUUGGAGCAACCUGGGCUAGUGGGAGGUAUCCCUGCCCA